Messenger RNA from Branchiostoma belcheri (Belcher's lancelet), 2649 nucleotides. Its product is annotated as U3 small nucleolar RNA-associated protein 14 homolog A-like. Gene Ontology annotation, biological process: rRNA processing. Gene Ontology annotation, cellular component: small-subunit processome; nucleolus. The record is from RefSeq and is a predicted model, not a curated record. Bases 28 to 2412 code for a protein of 794 amino acids. The transcript has 13 exons. Lineage: Eukaryota; Metazoa; Chordata; Leptocardii; Amphioxiformes; Branchiostomatidae.
UGCGACAUAGGUCAUAGGUCAGCAAUCAUGGCAGACGACCCAGUCCGGGCCUUGCUGCAGAUGAAUACAGACCAGACAGAAGAAGAUGACAGUGCCCUGGUGCUCAGUGAUGAGGAGGUGGAGUCAGACAGUGAAGGACAGCACAGGAACCUGCUGGAUGCCAUCACAUCACUGGACAAAAAAAGUAGAAUCAAAGGGAAGGUCAUCCAGAGGUCAGAGCCCAGCCUCCAGGUGUCUCCAUUUGACAUCUCUUCAGGUGACAAUGGAGGAAGCCGUGUUCACCUCAAUGACCUUGUGGGGUCACUGCGGAACACCAACCAGUUCUCCAAGGUCAAGACUCAGAUCCGCAAGAUGCAAGGUCGACAGAAGGUCAUGGAGGCACCACUGGUCAAGCCACAGGCUCAGAGGAUUGAGCGCUCGCUGGCGUACAAAGCGGCUAAGAAGGAGGUGUCUCGCUGGACGCCCAUCGUGAGACAGAACAGACAGGCAGCACAGCUGGUCUUCCCUCUGCACCAGGAACCUGUGUCACUACCAACCACUGACAGUAUGGUCAAGACGUUCAAGCCGAGUACCGACCUUGAACGCGAGAUCUUCGAGGUUCUCCACGGCAGUAAGUUUGCGGAGCGGCGGGACCACGAGCUGACGGAGGCGGAGGAGGAGGCACUGAGAGCCAUGAGUCUGGACGAGGCCUUCUCCCGCAGAAAGGAGCUGCAGAAGAUGAGAGCCCUGCAGUCAUACUACGCAGCCAAGUGUGCUCGGGAGAAGAAGAUCAAGAGCAAGAAGUAUCACAGGAUAAAGAAACGUUCCCGUGUCCAGGCAGAGAAGUUGGCUAUCGAGGAGCUGCACAAGACAAACCCUGAGCUGGCCCAGGAGGAGAUUAGGAAAGCGGAGAAACUCCACGCCGAGGAGCGGGCCAGUCUACGCCACAGGAACACUGGGAAAUGGGCACGCAGCAAGAUGGUCAUGGCCAAGUUUGACGAUGAGGCUCGUCAGGCUGUCCAGGAACAGCUGGAUAAAAGCCGUGAGCUGACCAAUCAGAUCCGAGCUCUACAGCAGGACAGCAGCAGUGAUGAGGACCAGGGGGAGGAGGAGGAGGAGGAGAAUGGGAAGGAUGGGGAGGCUGUUACCAUGGAAACUGUGGUUGAUGAUGACAAGAAUCCAUGGAUGAAGUCUGCUUUGAAGAUAAAUUCAAAAAGCAAUCAAAAGGAUGAUCCUCCUGUGCAAGAGGAAGAACAACCCAAAACAGAUGACAAUGAUGAUGAAAAGCCAGAGGAAGAAACAACUGAAGAGAACGGUACAACAGAACAACAGUCCCUUAAGGACAAUAAAGAAAGCAAAGAACAGAAAGAAGUGAUUACAGCUGAAAAUGUGGCUAAAAAGAAAAGGAGACGAAGGAGCAAGAAAAAGAAGGAAGGAGAGAAUGGAGCAGAGGAGGAGAAGGGAGACUGGUCUGAAGUGUUGAAAGAAGAGAAGAAAACUGGUAAGAAGAGGAAAAGAAGAGGAAAGAAGACAGAAGUGGAUGCAAAGAAGUCCAGGCCAGAUGGAGAUGUGAUGGAGAGAGGUACUGAUGAGGCUGGGGAGGUGCAGGACUUUGAUGAUGAUGAGACAAUGUUGGAGGAGGGGCUAGAAAGAAGGAAGACACUGGAGGAGGUAGAGUCAGCAGCAAAAAGACCAGAUACGAAGACCAACUCCCCACAACGGCCCAAAGCAGACAGUCCCACCAACCCGUCCCUACAGAAGCAGAGAGAGAUCGUGAAGGAAGUUCACAUCAACCCCGACAAGUUCUUCACCAUCCAGCCCUCCAAACUACGCUCCUCCGUACCAACUUACCUUGACGUGGACGACAACAUAGACAUGAUCGAUUUUGACCAACAGCGGGAGAACAUCGAAGAAGCGUUUGCGAAUGACGACGUCGUGAGCGAGUUUGUUGAAGAGAAGAGAAAGGCGGAGGAAGCGGGGAAACCUAAAGACAUCGACCUGUUCAUGCCGGGGUGGGGGAACUGGGGAGGAGUUGGGGUCAAGGUUGAUCCCAAGAAAAGAACAAGGUUUAGAAAGAAGGCUCCGCCCCCUAAGCCGCGGCUGGACUGGGGCCUUCAUCACGUCAUCAUUAAUGAGGACAAGGAUGAGAAGCUGAAAACUCACCAGGUGAGACAACUGCCCAAGGGUUUUGGUUCCGUUACUGAGUUUGAGCGCUCAAUCCGAGCUCCGCUGGGUAAGGACUGGAACACGCCGUCCGCCGUCGCCAAACUGACGGAACCCAAGGUCGUCACAAGGGCAGGCACCAUCAUCCAACCAAUCAGUGGUGAGGAGACAUUCAAGAAAGGGAAAGCAAAGAAAAUGGACAUGGAGGGGAUGGAUGAAGGAGGGAAGACAGAUAGGAGGAAUAGAGGAAGGAGGGAUAACAAGAAGUGAGGUGCAACAGGCAGGGAAUAGAUUUGCACAUGUGCAAGAAUGCUGAAACCUAACAGAACAGGGCUCAAAAUGUCCUGGAUAAUUAUGUAGGUUUGUGCAGGUACAUUGUAUAAUGGCACUGAAAAUAAAACUGCAAAAAUGUAAUCAAAUUGACAACCUGUUAAUGAUUUAUUUCCUUGUUUUCUAAAUUAGUACCCAAUGUAUUCUCUCUUUUUUAUGGACCAAAUUAUGUAAAUU